Maudiozyma barnettii is the source of this 7509-nucleotide messenger RNA. RefSeq names its product Hob2p (gene HOB2). The record is from RefSeq and is a predicted model, not a curated record. The coding region runs from base 1 to 7509 and encodes 2502 amino acids. NCBI's taxonomy places the organism in Eukaryota, Fungi, Ascomycota, Saccharomycetes, Saccharomycetales, Saccharomycetaceae. The transcript has a single exon.
AUGCUUGAAGAACUUUGGAUACAACUUUUCCAAUCUUUUAAGAUUGUCAUAAUACUAUUGAUUUGUUACAUUCUACUUCAAAAGUUAAUAAACGCAAUAAUACUUGGAUUCGUACGAUGGAAACAAAUAAAAGUAAAACGUUUCUAUUUUAGAUUUUUAUUAGGCACAACAAUAUAUGGUAUUAGAAUCACCACAGAGAGAUUUGAUUUAAAGAUAGCAAGAGUAUACUUAAAGAUCGGUUGGAAACCUUCUAUUAAUUUCCACGGAAUAGAUCUGUUGAUAUUUGAUGACCAAGAUAUUGACUCAAAGGAAACACUCCGGUCGCCUAAUGAUACUAGAAAUAGUUAUUUUGAUGCAAUUAAUGAAACGUUCAAUUUUAGAGUCCAUAAACGAUAUUUAAUUUGGGUUCGAGGAUUAUUGUCCCUCAAUACAUUUGUACGAUCGGCAAAGAUUAAAGGACCUCAUGGCCUGUCUACGUCCUUCAAUCUUUGUACGUUAACAAUUAUUCAUAAAGAAGAUGAUAGAUUCGUUAUGGAAUAUUUCCUUCAUGGGUUAUCAAAUACAAAGACAUACGAAACUGUCAAUUAUGUUGGAUUUCAUCUCAGCUUUAAGAUGUCUAAGACUGCAGUCGAAAAGGAUGAUUACGUAAAAUUGUCUAUCAGUGAAUGGCAUACUUCUUUGAAAAUUGGUGAUGCCCAUAUCAAAAUUGAUAAACAUAUGUCAGCUAAAGAGAUUAACGAAGAUAUACAAAAAGAAAAUUUUAAUUAUAAACAAAUGAAAAAAUUAAUACAUAUGAGAGCUUCGAAAAUUGUCAAAUCGUUAAAAAACCCUCUAAGAAGCCUUAAUGUUCUGGAUGUUAAGGUCGAAAAUUUAAGAAUUACAUGUAAACGAAUUGCUUCUGUGAACAUUUCUAGUAUUCAGUUAUACUUAGAAGCAGUUAAUGUAGCAAAUUAUGAUACCGCAUUAGAUAUUCUUCCCCCAAAUAAACAUAUGUGGGGAGAUUAUGAGAUUGCCAUUUCUGCAAACUCAAUCUUAUUCAAAGUUGAUGAAUUAUCAACAUUUAGAAUUCCAUUGGUUAACAUUAUUAUUACCACUAAUAUUAUCUUACAUUAUGCAGAAGAUUUCCCUUUCAAUCAAACAAGUCUUUCAGUUACGUCUAACAUCGUUAAUCCAUCUAUAUUUUCGACUAUAUCUGAAAUUACGAAAGUCCUGAAAUCUUUGAAUUCAAAUAAACCUAACACAACGUUGGUUACAAAACAUGAUAACGAACAAAUUCCUAAUCCAUAUAUUGAGUACUUAAUUGCCAUAUCAAAAGAUUUAACAAAUCUUCCUAAUGUCAUCUUUGAAUUUAAUAUCGCAAAUUUCACGUCAACUUUUCAAAUAUCUGAUAAUGAGAAUAUAAUUUUAAAAGUAUUAAAUGCACAAUCACUCCUGGGUCGUUGUCACACAACAAAUGUAAAAGUGAAAGAUUUGGUAUCUUUAGAAGGUGAUCCUAUGCCUAGUGUUAAAUUUCAUGGAAAAUCUUCAUUCUCAAACUUUGUUAAAAUUGUUGGAACUGAGUUUUCGUAUCUAAAAUUGUCCCAUAAUCAACUUGGUGAAGCGGUUAGCAUUCCGAUAUGUGGAUUUGAAAGACUAGAUAUAUUCUUAGACGAAUUUUCAAGAACAAAAAUGGCCACCCAAUGUACUCUAAGACAUGCAUAUCUAACAUUCGAUGAUAAAGUUGUGUUAGAAAGACUCCACUCAUCUUCAACUGCGUUAUUACAGAUGAUAUCAGAACACAAGAAGAACAUUACAAUAAAAGAUGGAACAUUAAGUAGUUCGUUUAUGUCAAGGAGUAACAUAGAAUUUGCUAUACGAUUCAGGAUGAAAGAUUUAAUUCUGUCGGCAGUCAUUGCAUCUUACAUUCCUGAACUUUUGGAUCCUUUGGGCACAGAUAAUUUUAAUCUCAGUGAUAUAGACAGAGGUAUGAGAAUUAUUAUCAAAGAAUCAAUCUUUAAAAUAACCAACACAGUUAAAACUGUAGAAAUUAAUGAUGCCUCAGUAUAUCGUGUUAUGGAUAGUAAGUCCGCACAGGCUGUCUCAGAUUCUAUAGUAAAUUUUACCAAUUUGAAUAUAGUCAGAAACAUAAACGGCAGUACAACGUUUAACUUACCAGCAAUUCGAUUUAAACUUGAUAUUACAUUAGUUUGGCUUUUUUUUUAUCUUAGAAGUAUCUAUCAAAAGUAUAUGCCUAAGAGAGUCGGCCACCCAACUUCCAAACAUGGUGAUACAAGGCUACGCAAACUCAAUAGGAUAGAAAAGAUAUUAGAGUCGACAACAAUAAACAUUGAUAAAAUUCUCAUCCAAAUUACUUUACCUGAAGAUGUUCCAGUUCUACUUGUUAUAGAAAACAUACUUUAUUCCAAGGAAAACACAACACUGUACACAAGCUCAUUGAACAUGAUGGUCCAGUCAGUUUAUGUGGCCGAGUCAAGAGUUUUCUUCAAUUUAAUGGAUAUGUAUGAUUUAAAGAUGAAUAUUAGCAGUAUUUUAGAUUCCGGUAUAAUUGAGCUCGAGACUUCUUCUAUCAUCUUACAUACAGAAUACCAUUUUAAGUUUUAUAUGGUUCUGGACAAUGUUAUUACAGCGUAUAAAUCAUUCAAACAACUUAGAACUGCAUUUUCUGACCUGAAUAUAUUUAAUAGAGUUUACCCGUCAAUGCAGUAUCCCGCACAGAUUCCUCAUAUAAGGUUAAUUUCUGACAGUGUAUAUAUCAACGUUGAGGAAGAUCUUUUUGAACAAGAAUUAGGAUUAAUUUUGAAAGUAGGUAUCCUGGAACAAAGGGAAAGAUUAGCAAAAUUAAGAACACUAGAUGAAGAAAUAGAAAAAUUACAAUUACAGAUGAAUAACAACGAUAAUCCAGAUAAAAAGAUAAACAUUAAUAUGGGGAACGCAAUUAGUACCUAUAGGAGAAAAUUAAAUGAAAAUUUCUCAACUUCAUGGAUAUCUAGAAUAAGGAAGGCAAGACUUGCGUUCCAUGGAUUACCUAACACCGUUCAAGAAAUUGAAAUUUUGAAUUUCAGUUAUCAAUUCUUUUCCCAAAAGGAAAAUAAUACAGUAGCUAGCUUAGUAAUAAAAGACUUAGAUGCUAAAAUCCAUCCUCCUUCGUUUGAGGUGAACAAUUAUGACGAUUUUAUCUACACAUAUGGUAAAGGUGUUCCGAGAGGAAAAUCAUACACUUUACUUAUUCUUACUGGUAUAGAUUUUAAAACCUCUCUAUGGGAAUUAAAAUUGAGAGAUUAUCCAAUCCCGGUGUUAUCUCUUCCAGAUACACACACAACUGGUGAUAUUGUGUUUGCUGAAAAGAUGCCGGAACAACACAAAGGACUUCAUACAAUAUUCGUACCAUUCGUCCCGAGUACAGCCUCACAGAAAUAUUCUGCUGUUAAUUCAAUAUACUGUUCUAACAUUGUUCGUACAAUGAACUCUGUUAAAACGUACUUCAAUAUCAAGACAUUUGUGGAAUCUCCAUCACCGACACAUAUCACAUGGGGUAAAUCACUCCAACCUGGUUUUGAAUCAUUUAUGCUUUGGUUUGACUACUUAACUAAACCAAGACUGGACCCUUCUGCAAAACUUGGGUUUUGGGAUAAAUUUAGAUUCCUUUUCCACGGUGAAUGGACAUAUAAUUUUUCCAAAGAUAGUGACCUUAAUAUUAAUAUUAAAGGUGCACAUGAUCCGUAUAAGAUUGUUGACGAUGGAGCUGGGUUGACUUUUUGUUGGACAGGUGGUACUUCACUGAAAAUUCACAAUUCUCCUGAUCCUAAGGAAUUUUUAAAAUUCCAAUCCAAAAGUUUUAAACUUGGUGUAAGGGAUUUCACAGUAGCCAAUAAAUUUGAAAAAAUAUUUAUGCAAUUGGAUGGGGAUGUUACUUGGAAGAUGGGUUUAUUAUUUGAAAGUGGUAAUUUUUCGAAUCCUGGAGAUGCUCCGCGUGUUCCACCAAGUGUGCCUCAUUACAAUGUGCAGUUAGUGAAUCCUGAAGAAGUUCAUGAUAUUCCGAAUUAUGACUCUUAUGAAGGUUUUAGGAGCAAUUUUAUUCACAUGGCUAUUGGGGUUUAUUCCUCAGGUAAAGAUGCUUCUAACCAUAUCUACCUUGGUCCAGUCUCGGUUGGCCACUUUUUGACGUGGUGGAAAUUAUUCAAUACGUACACAUCAGGCCCUAUCAGACAGGGUCCAUUAUUUUCUGCAUUGGUUCAGAAUAAAACUAAAUUCACGAGGUCUCUGUUUAGUUUCAAAUACCAACUACACCUGGAACCAUUGACUGUUUCUCAUAUAUAUAGACACUUUACUCCCCAUGAAUUAUCUGAUAAAGACGAGAAAACUGUUUUUACAGGUGUUAAAGCAAGAAUAAACUCUUUGAAAAUUGACUUACAUCAAAAAAGAAUAAAAUUAACCCACAGAAACGAAAAACUUAACAAGUCUAAACCUGUUUGGAAAUUCAGAAUGUUUACUGGGGAAAUUGAUUGUACUGAAGUAGAUCUAAGAAUGAUUUCUGCUACAUUUGAUCAGACGGACUUAAAAGAAGCAAUUUCGAAAUCGGCGACAACCGGUCUUUCGAUAGACGAAGAGGCUUUUAGACAAAACGAUUGGUUCAACUACGAAGAUUAUUUGGACCUUGACCAGCUCUCAUUGAAAUCCACCAUUCCAACUAGGUUUGAUGCAAUCCCUGUAUUGUUUUCACCAAAAGUAUCCUAUUUCAGGAAAUUGAACGACGAUGGCUAUCCAGUAAACUUUCCGUUUGGAGAUGAACAGUCGCAUGAUUGUAUGAUAGGUAAAAACCAUCCUGAGAAGGCGCAAGCAGUACUUGCUCAAAAUAGAAAAAAGGAAAUUGAAAGUCAGAUCAGGAGUUUGGAACUAUCUUUAAGUAAUCUUGGAUCUGUUCAUGGUUCCAGUGUGGAAAAGAAUAAAAAUGUCGAAAAAUUGAAAAAACAGUUACACGAGUUAGAACAUCGCUUACACAUAAUUCAUGAUAUUCUAAAUGACUUACGUUUAUCUGAAGUUGUAAGCCACACAUAUGAUAGUGAUUCUGCAGAGAGUUCAUUGAGCAGUUCUGUCAGUACCGAUAGUAACUCAACCAAAGAUGAACAAAAACCGGUAAGCCUGGAUCUCCUUAGAACAAAUACAAUCGACUCAUUUAUUUCAAUGAGAAGAGCAUCAACUGUCCAAAUCCAAUCUACUUAUGAUAACAGAUUCAUGGUUCAUAAUAUACAAUUGAAAGUCGAUAAAACAAUAAGAGAUCUUUUGUUAGAAUAUGCGUCGAAAGUUUUCGAGAGGAGGACGGUUAGUUAUGCUAUUACUUAUAAUUCAAUUAAAAUAUUUAAGGAGCUUUUGAGCAAUGUAUUGACUACUGUUAAAACUCAUCUUGGUGAUAUGGGAAUAUUUGAUGAUGAAGAAACAAUAUCCAAUAGAGAAUUUAUUAAAAGGUUUGAUGAAUUAGUUAAAGAUGUACCAGAUGAUCGUUUUGAAGCAACAGAUCGUUAUCUUUUCAGAUUAAUAUCUCCACAAAUACAAAUUACAUCCGAACUAGAACCGAAUACCACUGUUCUUGUAUCUGCUCGUGACAUUGAAGUUGGAAUAAUUGAUAUCAAUCAAGUCAUGAGGAAAUCUGGAAAAAUGUUAGCUAUGGAUCUAAAUACUGCGGUUGAAACUCGUUAUUGUGCCAUCGCAAAGGAUCUUCAACUAAUAACUUUGUACAAAGAAAAACUACUUAACUCAGAAACAAGAUUUUUCCAUAAAAAUGGUUAUGGUAUGGAUGCAUGGUCUGAUUUCUGGCCUCCAUGGAUUCCACUAGAAGUUUGUUACGAUGGGUCACUACUUUCUGAUCAUAUAUUUUUAAAGAGAAGAUCAAUGUUUUUGACGUUUACGCAACCUAACUCUCUAUAUUUUGGGGACGAAGAUAUAUCAACUUUAUCGAAGGAUUCAAAGUUCAGAAUAGGGUUCCCUGGUUUAGUUCUGACCUCAAAUUCAGAACAGUACUGUUCUGUAUACUCAAUAAUUCAAGAUUUAUUAACGUUCAGUUCAGAGUAUGACGAAAAAGUAGAAAAGCUUUCAAAGCUUUUAUUAGCUGAGGAAAUUAGAAACAAUUUAGAAAAACUAGACGUAUCAGUACUUGCUGAUUUACAGAGACAGAUAAAGGAAUUGUAUUACACAAGAGCCUUCCUAAAACAGUAUAAACCAAAAACAUACGCAAGGGUGGCUGAUCAAAUGAAAGAACAAGGUCAUAUGACUGCUUUGAAAUUAACAGUAUUAAUGACAGCUAUUAAGAAAAAUUAUGAUACGAUGUGUGGUAAAAAGAGUUCAACAAAUGGUCAGAAGUUAACAUGGGUUGUGGGUACAGACGAAUUGAUCUGGAAGUUAUUUGAUGACCAAAGUAAGCCAUUUAUUACUAUUGGGUUAAGUCCAUCUACAUUCACAAGAACUGAGACAUCUGAUGGUGUAAAUAGUAAUAAGGUUAGCAUCAAUGCAUUGAAUUGUUUCAAUCAGCAAGGAAAUCCGGUGUUUUCACAGUUGUUAGCGCCUUUUAAGGAGAAUAAUCUAUAUGAUGAAUCGAUACCUAUGAUUGAAGUAUUUUGGAUCCAACGUCCACCAAUUGGUGGUAUAUCAAGUCUCGAGGAAUUAGUUGUUAAACUACAACCAAUUAUUUUUAAAAUGGACAACAACACUGCAAAUAGUAUUAUGGAAUAUUUAUUCCCCAAAGUUGACUCAAAUGAUAGUGAUAAAGCCUCACAUAGCAAUGAACAUUCACCCUCAACCAUGGGGACAAAUAUCGUUUCUCCAAGAUCUAGUGACAGUUUCAGUAAUAUAUCAGGUGUUACUUCUGUGAAUAAAGAGCUAGUUUCGUGGGAUCUAGGUAGCACUACCAAUAAUAGUACCAGAAGUCAACACAAUCAUCUUAAAAUAUUAAAUAAUCCGAAGACUAGUACAAGCUCCAUUUUUAAACCCCACGAAUAUAAUAUUGAUGAAAUGUUAAAGCGUUCAGGAACGUAUUUCAAUGUUAAAUUUAUCAAAAUAGAAAAAACAAUAAUGUCUGUUUCAUACAAAGGUAGUCACCAUUUACUAACAGAUGUAAAUCGUCUGAAUGUUAGAGUUCCUGAUUUAACAUAUAGGGAUAAACUUUGGUCAAGGGAUGAAUUUAUUGCAUCUUUAAAACAUGACAUUAUAAGAGUAGUUAUGAGAAACAUGGGUAAUAUUAUUGGAAAUAAAUUUAUAUUGCAUAAGAAAGAGGAUAAAUCAAAGAUCACUGGUGAUAUGAACAGUAUUAUUGAUGCGGAAGAAAGGGACUCAAAUGUAACACCGACGCUAUUUACAGAAGCCAACAGGUCAAAUUAUUCCAUUUCUCUAUCGAAAGGAUCAUCGUCUCAUUCAAAAAUUGUAAAUUUCAAAAAAUUGAGAGAGAGUAUAUCUCGUUCAAAAUCCAAUGAAGAAGAAGAUCCAAACAUUAAACCAUUUUUUCCAUCAAAUAAUUCCUAA